Ilyonectria robusta is the source of this 1728-nucleotide messenger RNA. RefSeq names its product peptidase S8/S53 domain-containing protein. The transcript has 3 exons. Gene Ontology annotation, biological process: proteolysis. Bases 1 to 1728 code for a protein of 575 amino acids. The record is from RefSeq and is a predicted model, not a curated record. Gene Ontology annotation, molecular function: serine-type endopeptidase activity. Lineage: Eukaryota; Fungi; Ascomycota; Sordariomycetes; Hypocreales; Nectriaceae.
AUGGCCGGGGCGGAGGCCGUUGCGGGGAGGGAGGAAGCCUCCGAACGGGCCAACCAAGACAAGAGGCCUUCCCAUGCUUUGCGAGCGCGAUGGACCUCACCGGCAAUCCUUUACUUGUCUUCCUGCUUCUCCCCAUACGACAGCAUUAACCUCCUCCCUCCUCCUCCUUCCCUCCUCCCUCGGCCCCGCGACAGCCGCAGUUUUGCAGCCAUCAUAAUCAACGAUGAGCGUGAGGACCCCCUGGCCACUGUCAGGAAGCUGAUUCCACUUAUCACCAAGAGCAUUGCCAACAGCAAUGAGAUCAAAAGCCUGGCCUUGAUGAACUCUAGGUUUGAACUUGAUUUUGAGUUGAGGUUGGCUUUGCUUGAGCUGGGAAACGACCCACCCCCAUCUCAGGACGAUGAGCGACUGUCGAGAUACGUCCACCCUCUUCUUGAGGUGCUUGGGGAUCUUGUCAGAGAGGACAAAGACCACCACUUGAAGGCGGGAGAUCCCCAUCAAAGACUCCGAACUGCACUCGCGCGAGCCUGUCGCGACGAAGCGGGUUCGCCAGAGCUGUCUUUGAUACGACUUCCACGCACAGUAAAAGAUCUCGGAGCGAUGGCGCAAAAGAUGGCGAGUUUCAGAAAAGCUAAUGCCGACGUCCAGUCGGAUCUGGGGUUAGACCGGGACUGCACCAGCACACAUCAUCAAAUGACGACUCGAGAGGGAUCCCACAUCGACAAAUUUCAUGAAAGCGACGGAGCAAACAAGCAUCACAACGUCAGGGGAUCCGAACCUUGGUCUUCGAGAAAUGUGCAAGACCCGAAUCGUUCAGCAGACUCCAAAGUGCCACCACCCCCCUCUGAGCUCCAACAGACCGACCGGACGGAGCCACAGAGGCAGCCACCAUACGAGCAGAUCACGGCCGAAGAAUUCAUAGGUCAGGCUCAAACAUUCUACAAUGGCAAGAUCAGGCCGCUGGAGAAAAAGAAGGCAAUCAAGGUUGCCGUCCUCGACACUGGAGUGGACAAGGGGGCGGUACACUUCCGGCUGGCGCGAAGGUCCACAGGGCAACACGGCACAUCACUCAAAGGUGUAAAGUCAUUUGUUGGAGGCGAGUCUCACGACGCUUUUGGGCAUGGCACAAGAGUAGCCGCCUUGAUUGUGCAAAUGGCGCCGCACGUAGACCUCUACAUCGCCAAGAUUUGUGUUGGCAAAGAAGUAAUUGGUGUGGACCAGUACGUCGAGGAUGCCAUCUCAAAGGCGGAAGCUGAGGGUAUCAUCGUCUUCGCUGCGGCCUCCGACGACGAGGCGAACAAGCCAAGGGCCAUCCCCGCAAGUAUGGACAAGGUACUGGCCAUUCAUGCGACGGACGGAAAUGGGAAUCCUUGCAAAGGAAACCCCGACCCGGUGAAGCAUUGUGCUAACAUUAGCACCUUGGGGGAGAGCAUUGCUUCGCCACUCAGAGAGAACAAGCUGCUUUCAGGGACGUCCUACUCUACAGCCAUCGCUUCUGGAAUGGCAGCUAACAUCUUAACCCUCGUGGAUGCAUGUUUCGGUGAAUGGGAAGAGGACAAGAGACUACGCCGCCGAGCAUUUAGAAGGGAAGGAAUGAGACGGAUAUUACUCGAGGCUUCUGGAAUUCGGCACGGCUAUGAUUACUUCUCUUCGGGCCUGAGUACCCGGCGGUUGAUCGGGGUUGUUGCUGUGACCGAGGGGUGGUUGUGGCUCCCGACACGAAAGUGA